UUAGUCCAUAAAAAUUCUCCCCAGCCUGUUGGGAGUCCUUCUCUAUAAAUACCUGAGUGGAGAAACCUUAUUAGCUAUCCAAUAGGACUGCAGCUUAUUAGUUUCACAAUUCAAGAAAUCAAAUACUAAAAUAAAGUAAGAAAAUGUCUAUUCAAGUUUCAGCCAUUGCAGCUACUCGUCGAUCUGCAAAUUUUCAACCUAGCAUUUGGGGAAACCACUUUCUUUCCUUUGAUCAUGAUAACAAUUUUACGCGAACAAGUGACAUAAUGGAGCAUGAAACACUCAAGGAACAAGUGAGAAAGAUGCUAAUGGAGAGUACGGAUAACGCUUCAAAAACAUUCGAAACUGUAGAUGCAAUCCAACGAUUAGGCGUCGCUUACCAUUUCGAAACCGAGAUUUAUGAAAUCUUAGGAGCGGCAGAUACAUUUCACCAUGGCUCUGAUUUACAUGACAUUUCUCUCAAAUUUCGUUUACUUAGACAACAAGGCUAUAACAUGUCUUGCGAUGUUUUCGACAAGUUCAAGGAUGACGGAGGGAGGUUCAAGGAUUCACUUCUCAACGAUGCUCGAGGAAUGUUAAGCCUGUACGAAGCUACACACCUGAGGGUGCAUGGAGAGGACAUAUUAGACGAAGAACUUACGUUCACUAGGACUCAUCUUCACUCCAUGGCUACCCAAUUGAGGUCUCCUCUUUCGGAUCAAAUUACUCAUGCUUUAAAGCAGCCUAUUCAUACUGGCUUGCCAAGGCUUGAGGCAAGGAAUUACUUCUCUAUCUAUCAAGGAAAUGGAAUUUUACUAUCCUUUGCCAAGUUAGACUUCAAUAUAUUGCAAAAGCAGCAUCAGAAGGAACUUAGCGACAUUACAAAGUGGUGGAAAGAAUUGGACUUCGCGAACAAGCUACCUUUUGCAAGGGACAGGGUCGUAGAAUGCUACUUUUGGAUUUUGGGAGCGUAUUUCGAGUCCCAGUUUAUGCAGGCUAGAACGAUGUUGACGAAAGUGAUAGCUAUGACUUCCAUUAUUGAUGAUAUCUAUGAUGUCUUUGGUAGCCCUGAUGAACUUGAGCUCUUUACACAAGCAAUUGAGAGGUGGGACAUAAGUGCCGUACAUCAGCUACCUGAUUACAUGAAAGAAUGCUACAACGCACUUUUGGAUGUCUACUCAGAAAUUGAAGAAAACAUGCUCAAUCAAGGAACACUAUACCGUUCUCACUAUGCAAAAGAAGCGAUGAAAAAUCAAGUGCGAGCAUACUUUGUUGAAUCCACGUGGUUCCACAAGCAAUACAUUCCAACAAUGGAGGAAUAUAUGCCCAUCGCAUUGGUUACCUCAGCCUAUGAAAUGCUAGCAACUACGUCCCUUCUUGGCAUGGGAGAUAUCGUAACCAAAGACUCCUUUGAUUGGUUAUUCACAAAACCUAAUAAGAUGGUAACAGCCUCACAAAUUAUUUGCAGGCUCAUGGAUGACAUUGUGUCCCACAAGUUCGAGCAAAAGAGAGGGCAUGCAGCUUCGAGCAUAGAGUGUUACAUGAAACAAUAUGGAGCGACUGAAGACGAAGCUGUCGGAGAACUUCGAAAGCAAAUAAAAAAUGCAUGGAAAGACAUCAAUGAAGAGUGCAUGUAUCCGACCUCAGUUCCUAUGCCUGUUCUAACGAGGAUUUUGAAUCUUGCAAGAGUAAUCAAUGUUGUGUACAAGUACGAAGAUGGCUAUACGAACGCUGGAGUUGUGCUAAAAGAUUUUGUUUCUUCUCUACUUCUUGACCCUGCCCCACUUUAAUCACCUUGAAACAAAUUGUUUACUUUGUAUCUCUUCUAUGAUUGGACGGACCUGUAUAACCAUCAAUUUAACCACUUAAUAUAUUACUAUUAAAAAGUUAUUGAACUUUUUAUUAGUAUUGAUAAUGCA
Messenger RNA from Mercurialis annua (annual mercury), 1898 nucleotides. Its product is annotated as (-)-germacrene D synthase-like. NCBI's taxonomy places the organism in Eukaryota, Viridiplantae, Streptophyta, Magnoliopsida, Malpighiales, Euphorbiaceae. The transcript has 7 exons. The coding region runs from base 144 to 1769 and encodes 541 amino acids. The record is from RefSeq and is a predicted model, not a curated record. Gene Ontology annotation, molecular function: terpene synthase activity; magnesium ion binding. Gene Ontology annotation, biological process: diterpenoid biosynthetic process.